This is a messenger RNA of Clonostachys byssicola, 375 nucleotides long. The record is from the annotation of a GenBank genome assembly. Lineage: Eukaryota; Fungi; Ascomycota; Sordariomycetes; Hypocreales; Bionectriaceae.
AUGCGUUUCUUCACUAUUGCCAUCACCUCGCUCGCCGCUUGUGCGUACGCUAUGCCGCAAUUGACUGGGGGCAUGCGCGCGACUGAUACCAGCAAACAGCCGCGCGAUCAAGCCCAAGGCACCGAUGAGAUCAACAUCCCAGAACAUUUUGCCUGUACUCAGGACAGCGACUGCGUGAUACGCAACGUUGGGAACUGCUGUGGCUAUUAUCCAAAGUGUGCAAAUGCCGACGCGGAGCUCCCGGAUCCCUGCCCAGGAGGCGGCAUGGGUGUCUGCGGGUUCCCCACGAUUAACAGCUGCAAGUGUGGCAGCCGUGGAGGAUGUAUCUCGCUCCAGGGCAAGACCAAAGUUCAUGGGCGUGAAUUUGAUGACUGA